GUCCUUAGCAGGUUCUCUUUAGCUGGCGUUCUGGCGUCACCGGGCGGGACAAAUCGCAGAGGAGAGGGAGAGAAGAAUGUCUUCGUUAAAUUAUAUGGAACUUUGUCGUCUUUGCCUAGUAAAAGAACGAGUGUCGAUACCAAUUUUUGAAGGAGAAGGAAAUGUACGCCAGAUAUUUCUUAAAAUAGCUUCAUGCCUCCCCGUAAAGGUUGCAAGGGAUGACAAACUUCCAAAGAAGAUCUGCAGUGAUUGUAUGUAUAAAUUAGACAAUGCAUAUCAGUUUUGGAAUACAACUGCAAAUGCAGAGAAACAGUUAUUGCAGUGGCUUGGUGAAAUUGCCAGCGAUGACAAGAAGAGUGUCCCUAGCAACACAAUAGAAACUGAGCAGUUGGUGUUGAAAGAAGAGGCUGUAGAGCAAGAUCAGGGAUCAGAAUUAGCCAAGGGUCUGAGUCGAGUAGAAGCUGUUUUGGCUGACGAUUGUAAGGGGGGAAGUGAGGACGAAGAUGAGUCGGAGAGUGAGGACGAGGGUUCUAACAGUGAGGACAGUGGGGAGGAUGAUGGUGGUGAAGCCCCAAGCAAAGAAGAAGCAGAGUCGGAUGAAGAGCCAUAUGGACCUUUGGAACCCACAACGUUUGUCAAUGUAUCUCUUGCGGGGUGUGAUGAAGCUGGUCCUUCUGGGAUGCAGCAACAGCAGCAAGAACAGCAACAACAAGAACAGCAGCAUCAUCAGCAGGAGCAACAACAGGGUCCUCAGCAGAGCCAGUCAUUGCAACAAGUCCAGCAGUCAUCACAGUCACAGUUCCUCACUCCAGGAGCACCGUCCACAAGCACCGCAGCACCCACUUCAGCCAGUGGAUCUGCAGACAGUGCUUAUAAUGAAUCUAUUGGAAAGUUGAAAAGCAGAUCAACCAAGGAAGAGAGUUCAAACAAGUGUGAAUUCUGUGGAAAAUCGUUUGUAAAGAGUAAGCUACUGAUUCACAGAAGGAUCCAUACAGGGGAAAGGCCAUUUGCUUGUACUGAGUGCGGCGAGGCAUUUAUCUCAAAAGGUGCUAUGACAGUUCAUAUGGUCAUACAUAGUGAUGAGCGGCCAUAUUCCUGUGAAUUGUGUAGUAGUAGGUUUAAACGGUCAUUUGAGUUGAAAAAUCAUAGGAAAAUUCACACAGGGGAAAAGAGCCAUGUGUGUGACAUCUGUGGUUACUCAUGCAUCCAGAAGACUAACUUGGUGAAUCAUAGAAAAAGACAUCUGAAUGAUUACAAGUUUAGGUGUGUUGUUUGCAUGAAAGGAUUUUACACAAACAGUGAAGUCCAGGAGCAUAUGAUGGGACACACUGGUGAGAAACCAUUUCAGUGUGAUGUGUGUGGUUUGGUGUACCGUUACCGGUAUCAGCUGGUCCAGCAUUAUAAGUUACAUGACCCAAAGUAUGUACCUCCUCCUAAGUUACAUCAGUGUGACAUCUGUAGCAAGUGUUAUUCCCACAAGAAAGUGUUACUGGUGCACAUGAAAUCCCAUACAGGGGAGAGCCAAUGUGUCUGCGACAUUUGUGGCAAAGUUCUGUCAAGCAAAGAUUAUCUGAAAGUACAUGUUCGUACCCACACUGGUGAGAAGCCCAAUGUGUGUCAUGUGUGCGGGAAGGCAUUCAGCUCAAAGCGAUAUUUGAAGAUCCAUCAGCGUACCCAUACAGGGGAACGGCCGUUUACAUGCGACUGUUGUAAGAAGUCUUUCACACAGCGUUCCUCCCUGAUUGUUCACAAAAGAUCUGGAGACAAAGCCUCUAGAGGUACAAAAAGCAGCUCCAAAAAGGAAAAGGUUUCAAACAAAUGUGAAUUCUGCGGAAAAGUUCUCAUCAAAAGUAAAAUGCUAAUUCACCGGAGGAUUCAUACUGGGGAACGGCCAUUUGUGUGCACUAUUUGUGGAGAGGCAUUUGUGUCCAAAGGAGCAUUAACAGUUCACAUGGUGAUUCAUAGUGAAGAACGUCCCUUUCCUUGUGACAUUUGUGAUCGCACUUUCAAGCGAGCAUUUGAGUUAAAAAGCCAUAAAAAAAUCCAUACUGGGGAAAAGAACCAUGUAUGUGAUAUUUGUGGUUAUUCAUGUAUACAGAGAGCAAAUCUGGUGAAUCACAGGAAGCGGCAUCUCAGUGAGUACAAGUACAAAUGUGAAGUCUGCAACACUGGAUUCUACACAAAGACAACAUUUCAAGAGCACAAAACAAUCCACACAGGUGAAAAACCUUACCAGUGUGACAUUUGUGGUCUGGCAUAUCGGUACAGAUACAGGCUAACACUGCAUAAGAAGACACAUGAACCUAAUUUUACACCCCCAGAAAAGAAACACCAAUGUGACAUCUGUAAGAAGCGGUUUGCACGCAAGCAGGUUAUGUUACUUCAUCUGAAAUCCCACACAGGGGAAAGCCAGUUUGUGUGUGAUAUAUGUGGUAAAAAUGUUGCCAGCAAGGCAUCACUGAUGGUGCAUGUGAGGACUCACACUGGUGAGAAACCAAAUGUAUGUGAUGUGUGUGGUAAGGCAUUCAUAUCUCGCAACUAUUUGCGUGUUCACCAGCGGACUCAUACGGGAGAAAAACCACAUUCAUGCGAUGAGUGUGGUAAAUCCUUCACACAGCGCUCAACUCUUGUAGUGCACAAGAGGUCACAUACAGGACAAAGACCAUACAUGUGUCAUGUAUGCCAAAAAGGCUUUGUUUCAAGGACUCUUCUUAUGACCCACCAGAAGAGUCAUGAGCACAUGUUCUAAACAAGAAUAAUAACUUUGUUUUAUAAUGUUGCAUCUGGUUUUUGAGGCCCUAUCUAGUCAGUAGUAUUACACUAUUGCACACACUUUAGUUUCUUAAUCACAGUCAGUAUAACAGAGUGAUUGAAAAAAUAUAUGUGAUGUAUUUGUUGUAAUUGUGGUUAUUUAUGGGAAGGAUGUAUCUCGGUAUGAUAGUAGCUGCUAGUGAAGAAAUUUUAUUUGUUCGGAACACUUACUGUCAAGAAAUGUCCAUAUUGUUACUGGCAAUGAAUGGGUUGGUGGGACAGGUGGAAUGUGUUCCUCCUUCGUGUGGGUAACUAGAGUUGUUCUACUCCAGUCAGCAGAGAAAUGUCUGACACACAGGAAAAAUGUUCUGUGCCAGAUAUGUGGAUAGUUUUGCAUAAAAAUGCAUUGCAGUCUGCUACUCAUAUAAAAUGUAACUUUCUUUUGCUGCUAUUGCUAAAUUCAUUCAAGAGUUUCCAAGAGCCCUUUGCAGACAGGUUUGGUUGCAGGUGUUUCAAAGCACAUAUUUAAGCUCUUAGCUAUGCUGAAUUGUUCUAUAUUGUGGAGAGCAUAGCUACCAAGCUCUGGGCCUCCUUAGUUAUUGACAGUUUCCCUCAUCAUUGAAUACUUCAUGACUGGUUGCAUGCACAGUAAAGGUGGAACUUUUAACAUUUUAGGAUGUAAAUAAUCUCAUGCCCAAAAAAUUGGAAAGUGAUUAGCAUUUAUGGACCCACUUCAGUUUAUGCACCCAUUGGAAUCAAAACAAGUCUUCACAUUACCACUUUGAAUGCGAAUUUUGUUUUUAUCCGAAGUAUGUAUUAGGGGCUUCACACACGUUUCCAUUGUUCACAUAUCCAGUACUGAAAGAAAACAAAUUGCAAGUUUUAGGGUCUUUUGAAUAGGCAUUUUUCAGGAAUGUGACAAAAUCUGAUGGCAGACACUGGUUAGAAGAUCCACUUUGUGAUAUAGUUUGGCUGGUGGUGAUAAUCUGCCAGAAAUUGAAUUUGCCAUUUGUUUUCUGAAGUAAUUUUUAUGAAAAAAUAUUUAUAUGAUGAGUUGAAUGUCUGUAGUUUGUAUUCUUUCAGUAUUAGGUGUUAUGGUAACAUUUUACAUUGUGAUCAUAUUGUAUCUGAGCUGCUUGUGCUAGAUGCAGAUAAUUUACAUGUCCGAGCAAAGCCAACUGAGGUGUUUGAUCAGAUAUAGACGAGGAAUGUGAACCCUGUACUUUGUACAUGGAUUAGCAUGAAGCUGAAUGUAGGUAUUCACAAAAGAAAAGGAGAAAGGCCAUGCUGCUAUGUGUAGGAGAAUCCAUUGUGACAGGUUUGAAUACAGAACUGUGUGCUGUGACUGGCUGGCUGUUUGACUGGUGCAAAAAUAUAUCAUUGAGCUGAUCCAGAUAAUACCACAAUUACCAUUUGUGUGUGCAUUAAAGCUGAUAUCGAGAAAUGAGUGGCAUCAUUCAGUUUCAUAAUUUUGAAAUUUCAUUCACAUUUUGUUUUUGGAACUUCCUCCUUGAAUUAUCAGUUGAUUUUGCAGAUUUUUAUUGUUUAUGGUCCCUGGGAAAAUUCUGAAAUUUUUUUUUUUUGCAUUGGCAAAGUACUUACACAUUUGCAUUAUUGCGUCUGAAGAUGGAGUGUAGGUCGCUUUGGGCAAGGCCUUCCUGUUGGCUGUUAUGUAGGAAGAUGGGUGGGACUCAGAGCUUUUGGAGAUGUUGCAGAGAGUAAUGUUUUGCCCCUGAAAAGAAUCAUUCCUUGAUUCCCUGCUUGUCCAGUCUUAUGUAGACUUGCCACUUUACUGACUGAACUGUCUCUGUUCUUCAAUAUAAUUUUCAUUGAUUAUGCAUAUUUUGUGAUCAAGUGUUUGUUAGUGUUUUAUAUUUACAUUGUUGCAUCAGCAGAUACUGUGGAGAUGUGUCUGCCCAUAGUGAGCAUUAUAUUUUUACUUGUAUUUUAUUUUACAGUUGUGAAUAUAUAGACUAAAAUCAUUGAGAGGCAGGAUGGUUGAUGAAUGGGGAAGGAUGUGAUUGUGGCCAAAUCAAGGCAUAUGGCAUUUGUCUUUAGAGACCGAAGAAAACAGUGAAUGUCCUCUGUUAGUACAGACAAUGUCCGGGUUAAGAUAUGAGUUGAUGGUGACCUGAGUACCAUUAUGUGCAUUAUGUAUGAGUAUGUCACUGUGUUAGUUCUAGUAGGUGGUUAUGGAAAGGCACUUCACUUAAAUUCAGAUAGAGCUGUUCAUCCUCAGCAAGUUUCAAUACAGGUAUCUGUCAUUAUAUGAACACUAUGAAUUUUCACUACAAUGAAGCUUGUUAAUUUCUACCCAUUUUUCACUUAACGAAGUCCGUUUUCCACUUCAGUGAACAACAUUUGUAACUUUGGUGACUUCUGCAUUUGAAAACUGGUAAAUCCAUCCCUGUAACAGGCUGUGGAGGCCCAUAGGUUGUGAGUUGCCAGGGCGCCAACAUUUUCUAGGCAGU
This is a messenger RNA of Cryptotermes secundus, 5222 nucleotides long. RefSeq names its product zinc finger protein 260. Gene Ontology annotation, biological process: negative regulation of transcription by RNA polymerase II. The coding region runs from base 77 to 2749 and encodes 890 amino acids. The transcript has 5 exons. Gene Ontology annotation, molecular function: zinc ion binding; RNA polymerase II cis-regulatory region sequence-specific DNA binding; DNA-binding transcription repressor activity, RNA polymerase II-specific. Gene Ontology annotation, cellular component: nucleus. The record is from RefSeq and is a predicted model, not a curated record. Lineage: Eukaryota; Metazoa; Arthropoda; Insecta; Blattodea; Kalotermitidae.